AUGGGCCCACAAGUACAUAAAGUAGUGGUACCAAUUAUUCUUUCUUAUCUUCACAGUUGUAGCCUUGCAGUGCAGUUAUCCAGGGUCCGGGAGAGCGUCCUCAUUAUCUCCACUGAUCCUGCCCACAACAUUUCAGAUGCCUUCGACCAGAAAUUCUCCAAAGUCCCCACAAAGGUCAAUGGUUACAGCAACCUGUUUGCCAUGGAGAUCGACCCAAGCCUUGGUGUGGCAGAGCUGCCCGAUGAGUUCUUUGAAGAAGAUAACAUGCUCAGCAUGGGCAAGAAGAUGAUGCAAGAAGCAAUGAGUGCAUUUCCAGGAAUUGAUGAAGCUAUGAGCUAUGCAGAAGUCAUGCGGUUGGUGAAAGGCAUGAAUUUCUCUGUGGUUGUGUUUGACACUGCCCCUACGGGACACACGCUGAGGUUACUGAAUUUUCCAACCAUUGUGGAGAGAGGUCUGGGUCGUUUGAUGCAGAUCAAAAAUCAGAUCAGCCCUUUCAUAUCACAGAUGUGUAACAUGUUGGGUCUGGGCGACAUGAAUGCUGAUCAGUUGGCCUCAAAGUUGGAGGAGACCCUGCCUGUGAUCCGUUCAGUUAGUGAACAGUUUAAAGAUCCGGAGCAGACAACGUUUAUAUGUGUAUGUAUUGCAGAGUUCCUUUCCCUGUAUGAAACGGAGCGUUUAAUCCAGGAGCUGGCGAAGUGCAAGAUUGACACUCACAACAUUAUUGUUAAUCAGCUUGUGUUUCCAGACCCGGAGAAGCCAUGCAAGAUGUGUGAGGCAAGGCACAAAAUCCAGUCCAAGUACCUUGAUCAGAUGGAAGACCUGUAUGAAGAUUUCCAUAUUGUAAAGCUUCCACUUCUGCCUCAUGAGGUUCGAGGUGGAGACAAGGUCAAUACCUUCUCUAAGCUGCUUUUGGAACCUUAUAAACCUCCCCAGAAAGUGAACAUGGAAACAUAGGCAAUAACAGCAAAUAAAUACAUUUAUAAAUAAAAAUAAAUUAAAAAGAAAAACUUUUUUUUUCUGUUCAGUACCUGCGCCUGGGAUCUACUGUUCCAACAGGAAACUGUUCCCCUCUGUUCUUCCACUUUUCCGAAAUGGGCUGUUUACUCUUCACUCGGUGUGACCCUUGCUUGAAGCAGUCAUCUGGUUUGGUUUCUACCACUUGUACAGGAAUAUGGUUUCACCACCCAUUGUGAAAAAUAUUUCCAUGCCUGUUAGUUUCCAGUUUUGUCCUUUUGGAUUCAGAACUAACACUUGGACUCAAGUUGUUGCUUCUCAUUUUGCUUAAGUUUUAAAAAGUUAAGAGCACUCUCCUGUCACCAUUCUUCAUUAAACUGUUCAUCCCAUUGUUUAGUUUUUUGGCAGGCAUCUUUCUGCAUUGGCUCCAUUUGUUUUAACUAUUUUUUCCAUGUGAUACUUUCUAAAAAAGUUAGGUCCUGUAAAGGCAGCAUGUCAGAAUGCAGACCUGUAAAGCACUUUAUUAUACCAUUUUUUAUUAAUAUUAAUCAUCCUGUUUUUAGUUGGUCUAUCACUCAACUUUUUUUUUUCAGUGUUAUUGAUGAUAAACCAAAGCAGAAUGAACCCUGGCAAAUCUAGCUAGUAUUUGGUGCGUCUCAGUACAUCGGAUGUGAAGGGUUUGUUUCUGUACAAGUAGAGAUGCCUCUGCAACUCUGUGGGUGUCUGAUAUUUUUGCAGCCCACCCUUGCAGUAAAUAACACUAAAAAGGUCCCUUUCUCUGCUGUCUACAUGCACUACAUGUAUAUGAAGAUGGCAGCAGGCUAGCCCUUCUGGCCUUCUCAAACUGUUUAAUGUAUAGUUAUGAGCAAUGGAUUCAGAAUGGAGUGUUAGAGGCUAAAUGCAGGAUUUAUCUUCUCCUUGAGUUGAAAAUCUUUGGGUAAGGAGUUUGGUCAUAGUGGCCUUCAGAUCUGCCACUGUGGUAACUAUUGUGGUGCACUUUGGAUACCAUAGUAUUAAAAAUGUCACAGUGCAAGUAGAAACCAUCAUUCAAUGGAAAGUGACUUUAACAGAUGCAGUAGAAAGAUGAAAUCUCUUCUUAGAUGGAAUGUUGUUAUUUAAUGUUAACAUAUGUAUUAUAAAUUAACUUUAAAUGUGGUAAAGUGUCGCUUGUAGUUUUGCACAUUAAAAGUUUUGGGAAAAGUAAAAUUGCAAAUGAAAUAAAGGAGCAGGAUUGUAAGUGACGCUUGAUUCACUCUAUACAUCUUUUAUGUUUGCAAACUCACUGACUAGCAUUAUAGUUGUUCCCUAGCCCCCACCCCCAGGGGGGAGGGCUUCUCCCUCGCAGUUUGUCAGAGUUGCAGGUCCAAUACAUGGUUUGCAAGGCACUGACAAGAUUGCUUUUCAUGGCAUGUUGUAAUGGCACAUGCAUCCUGAGAAGCUGACAGGACUGUGAGGAGCUGGAAGAUCUACAUCCUAUGGCGAGGUCGCAGUUGCCCUUCCAUGCUGAAGUGCUAAUAGAACUGAUCUCCACAGCAUGUUGCACUGGUUCUUGCAACCCAAAGAGGCUGCUGCCCAUAACACAUGCAUUCUGAGGAGUACUUUAGGAGCUGCUUCCUACCUGCACAGUAUCUGGGCUUCCCUUUGAAGGAAACAGGUGAUCUCUCCUCUCCAUGAGAGGACAUUGUAGACCUCUUACACUUUGACAGCCCUUUGUAAUUUGUGGUCUUCAUAUGUGGCUUAGCAACAUGGUGAGUUUUGGACUGUUUAACAAGUGGCACUCUGAGUCUUACUCCCCCAGACUACAAGGGGUGCAGAGGCUUUUGUAAUUGUAUUAGUUUUAGAUCUGUUAACAUUGCAACAUCUUAUCAGGAAGUUCCAGCAUGUUGUCCUAAAUUUAUGCACUUGCAUUGUCACAUUACUGAUGUUAUAAUACUAUUGUUGAAUAAAACUAAUUUGUGUAAA
Molecule: messenger RNA, 2916 nt
Organism: Protopterus annectens (West African lungfish)
Lineage: Eukaryota; Metazoa; Chordata; Ceratodontiformes; Protopteridae
Gene: GET3
Product: guided entry of tail-anchored proteins factor 3, ATPase
Exons: 7
Coding region: 1-954 (317 amino acids)
Biological process (GO): post-translational protein targeting to endoplasmic reticulum membrane
Cellular component (GO): GET complex
Molecular function (GO): ATP hydrolysis activity; ATP binding
Source: RefSeq, a predicted model, not a curated record